This is a messenger RNA of Dreissena polymorpha, 2987 nucleotides long. RefSeq lists its product as uncharacterized. Bases 116 to 1258 code for a protein of 380 amino acids. The transcript has 7 exons. NCBI's taxonomy places the organism in Eukaryota, Metazoa, Mollusca, Bivalvia, Myida, Dreissenidae. The record is from RefSeq and is a predicted model, not a curated record.
AAUCCUCCGCAAGCAAUAAAUUAUGGAUUAUGGAUUAUGCAAUAAACUGUCUGCUAUCCGUAGUUAAGGAAAAUUACGAACACAUAACACCGCAUUGGAUAAUUAGUCGCGUAACAUGGAGAACGUUCGAAAUCAAAAUAAAAAUAGAGGCAGUGAUGGGCCGGAAAACGAAUCUAUACAGGAUGUGAAGUUCACCAGACAUGACACAACACAAAAGGAAAUGGAACAAGAGAAGUUAAACAUACGAGAAGAAAAUACUGAUCUGAUCUGUGAAAUUGCAGACUUAUGUAAACGACCGGACAGAACAGGUCCAGAGGUUAUUCUGCUUCUUGGAAGCGUCGGUGUAGGAAAAAGUGCAAUCGUAAACACCAUCAUCAAAGCAAUGACGGGAAAACAUUACCACAAAGCUAAAACUGGUCGCGGGAAUACGGCAUCAAAAACGCUUGCAUUUGAAUGGUUUGGAAACUGUGGAAUUGAGAAGUAUGAGCUGCAAGGUUUACAAAAAGAAGCAUUUUCGGAUUGUCUGAACAUGUUGCCUAACAUAUUUGACGUACCAGGGAUGGGCGAUCACUACUUAAGAGAGAAUAUCGAGUUACUCGAGGCAUUUAUUGAAGGUUACAUUCCUCCUGGAACAUCGGUUAAGUCCUUACAAAAGUUGCAGAAAGAUUACGGUGUAAGUUGUCUAAAGAAAAUUUACCCGAAUAGUAGCAAGGAAUGGGCGGUAACACGAGUUGUGUUUGUUGCAAGUGCCGAUCAAUCUCUUCCGACUGCAUUAGCCGAUAUCGUCCGCCGUUUACUAGAUCCUCACGACCAGGCAACAGGACAUUUCAAAUCAAAUAUUGACCUGUUCGUAGUUAUCACAAAGUGUGAUCUGGUGGAAGGGUUAAAUACUUCUGGUACAACAGGAGCGAACAUGAUUAAACAGGACAAGUUUAAGAAGAUGGAGAAUGAAGUUGCCGAAGUGUUUAGUAUUGGCGGUGCUAUGGAACAAAACAGCAUUCGCUGGCAGAGCUAUGUGGACGGCCGAUGUUUGAACGAUCCGUACAUCGACAACAUUGCUCUCAAGUUCGUGAGGCAGAUGAUGUUACCGAGACGUAAGAGACAUCAGGUGGAGACUGAUAAAUCGGCUUUGCUUACACCACAACAGAGGUUUUUAUUAAAACUGACAUAUGUGGUAAAUGGGAUGGAUCCGUGUCAGAAAUUUGCACUUGUGGCCGUUAUUAUGUUGUCUUUGUUUGUUUAUUUUGUCAUCGCCUAAAAGUCAGGUCAAAAUUCGACGGUAAGAAAACAUUAAAGUUAGUAGUCCAAAUGGUCGAGAGUAAUUUUCCUUCUUUUUCAAGUAAAGUUGCGUGUCCGAAAUGUCUACAGAUAGACGCUCAUUCACUACUGUGUAGGCUCAUCGUCAUUUAGCGUUCAUCUAAGUUACGCUGAUUGAAAUCAAUCUCCAAGCAGUGGUGUCGUUCCAUGCUCUCACAUACUAUCUCUGUUAUCACAAGAUCUGAAAUGAUUGUUUAAGCAUUAUAUUAUGAAAAGUAGUACCAUAUUAUUUUAUAUUAUGAAAAAAUUGAAUAAGAUUAGGUUAAUAAAAAAAAAUAAUUACCUUAAUUGAAAAAAAAAACCUUUAAAAUAGAAACAUUAUUGUACCACGUGUCCCUGCCUUCAUCACGUAGUUUGUUAUAAAGGCAGAGAUUUGAUCGAGCUAUGCUGGUUCCAGUCAAAUUUCUGCGUUGAGGCUGUGAAGAGUAUUUAAGGUUGAUCUCGCCAGACGCAUAAACUAAAAUAGCCGAAAGAUCAUUGUUUAUAUUGCUAAUAAUGAUUAGGCUCGCAAUAUAUAACUUUUAAACAAAACAACAACAAUGCAAUAUCGAAGACCAUCGUAUGAAUGUGGUUUACUUUAAUUACAAAACGAGGCUAAACUACAGUUGUAACCUCAACGAAGACGGAUCAUAUUUGGAAGAUCAAUUUGAUAAAUUUAAAGUGUUAUUAUGAUAAAAAAUCAUCUUCAGCGACCAUACUAAACGAAAAAUAAGUCAACAUAAAGUGUUGUAAAAUUUAUAUUUCCUCUGUUUAACUAGUUUAAUUCUACGAUUGAAUACGAUAUUCCAGUUUUUUCUUUUUAUUUAGAUAGUAAAUUUCAUUAAUAUUAUGAUUGACUAAACUCGCGUAAACUUAUGUAAAGAGACAAACUUUAGUGGAGACAUUUUUAGCAGGCCAAACUCCUGACCAAAAGAAAGAUUUUCAGACCUCUGGUAACACGGCGAUAUUAGUUUUUGAAGAAAGAUAGCCUCUGAUUAAGAGGCCGAAAAGUAUCUGUUUCCUACAUAGAAUCAGUGUUAGUUUGGAAAUGACAUUGCAUUUACUUGAUUAAGAUAAGUGUGUAAUAAUUGUGAUACUAUAAGAUAAAAAUUAAUGAAUGCUAUUGCAUGCUAUUUAUUCAAGCCCGCUUUUCAAGAUCAUACCAGAACUUGGGAAAAUUUACAUCGAUAUUGACCGUGAUGAUGACUUUGAAGAUCUAGUGUUACCGAAUUGUCAGAACUGAAUGCAGUGAAUUAAACAUAAUCCAAUUUUAAAAUGCGUUGUUUAACGUUCUUUUAAUCCAUAAAAAGGAAAAUUUGCUGCAAACGUAUUAUUUAAGUUCUGGUUGUACUAAGGAUGUUUUUAUUGAAUUAAACAUUCGACAAUGAAUGUAUUUAUGUUUUUCUUUAUAUUUAUGAAUGCGUAUUCGACAUACGUGAAGUAAGAAUGUUGUCAAGUGGUACUUGCCUAUUUUGCAUCACAAUAUCAGCUACAUGUGUCCAUGUCAUCAAAUGUUUGUCAAUAUGAGUUGCAUUUCAAUGUGUGAGCUUCAUUUGUGGAUACCAUUAUGAAUUUGUGUUUAAUUAAGUUACUCAAAUGCUUUAAUUAUACCUGUUUUGAGUUUAAACUCAUGCUUGCCAAUAUUUUUCAAAGUCAUAUAUUAUUUCGUAUGUCUUUUUAAUACACAUACA